CCCGGCGGCCGAGCCGGGUAGGCGAGUGGCCGGGAUGGGGGUGCCGGUCGCUCGGCGCGGGAGGCCCGGGGCGGCCGGCCGGCGCUGGCUGGUGCUGCUGUCGCCCCUGCUGCUGGUGGCCGUGUUGGCGCGGCCGGCGGCCGCCCUGGUGGAAGGGCUCUACUGCGGCACGCGGGACUGCUACGAGGUGCUGGGCGUGAGCCGCUCGGCCAGCAAGGCGGAGAUCGCGCGGGCCUACCGCCAGCUGGCCCGGCGCUACCACCCCGACCGCUACCGGCCCGAGCCCGGCGACGAGGGCCUGGGGCGGACGCCGCAGAGCGCAGAGGCGGCUUUCCUGCUGGUGGCCACCGCCUACGAGACUCUCAAGGAUGAAGAAACACGGAAAGAUUAUGACUACAUGCUGGAUCAUCCGGAAGAGUACUACAGCCAUUACUACCACUAUUACAGCAGGCGCUUAGCCCCGAAAGUGGACGUGAGAGUAGUGAUUUUGGUCAGUGUGUGUGCUAUCUCAGUGUUUCAGUUUUUCAGCUGGUGGAAUAGCUACAAUAAGGCAAUCAGCUACCUAGCCACAGUGCCCAAAUACCGCAUCCAAGCUACAGAGAUCGCCAAACAGCAGGGACUGCUCAAAAAAGCCAAAGAAAAAGGCAAAAACAAAAAAUCCAAAGAGGAAAUGCGUGAUGAAGAGGAGAACAUCAUCAAGAACAUUAUAAAAAGUAAAAUAGACAUAAAAGGAGGCUACCAGAAACCCCAAAUUCGUGAUCUUCUGCUGUUUCAAAUUCUCUUAGCUCCUUUUCACCUGUGCUUAUAUAUCGCCUGGUACUGCCGGUGGAUCUAUAAUUUUAACAUCAAAGGCAAAGAAUAUGGGGAGGAGGAGAGACUAUACAUCAUUCGUAAAUUUAUGAAGAUGUCAAAAUCUCAGUUUGACAGCCUAGAAGAUCAUCAGAAAGAAACAUUUCUUAAAAGGGAGCUCUGGAUAAAGGAGAAUUAUGAGGUGUAUAAACAGGAACAGGAAGAAGAAUUAAAGAAAAAACUGGCCAAUGACCCCAGAUGGAAGAGAUACAGGCGCUGGAUGAAGAAUGAAGGGCCCGGGCGGCUAACGUUUGUGGAUGACUGAAGACUGGCCGAGCGCUCCUGUGCCAAACGUUCAUUGUGAUGUUGUUCUCAUAACUGAAUUAUUUUAGAAAGUUAUCAGCUGCUCCUCAGCAGUAACUGAAAUCCCUCAAGGAUUUGAUUACACAGAAUAAUGUAGACAUUGAAACUUUCCCUUAAAACUUUAUACAUAAGACAUUUACAACUGUUCAAUUUUUAUAAUCUAUUUGUGGCUUUUGUUAAAAAAAAUGAGAUGAAAAUUUAUUCAUUGUCAUUUAAAAAUUUUAUAUGUUUAGUUUCAAGAUUUGACAUGAAAAUUUAUUAGAUGCCAUUUAAAAUUU
Messenger RNA from Lepus europaeus (European hare), 1430 nucleotides. It is a transcript of the gene DNAJC25, whose product is annotated as DnaJ heat shock protein family (Hsp40) member C25. The coding region runs from base 35 to 1114 and encodes 359 amino acids. The transcript is spliced from 4 exons. Gene Ontology annotation, cellular component: endoplasmic reticulum membrane. The record is from RefSeq and is a predicted model, not a curated record. Gene Ontology annotation, biological process: protein folding. Lineage: Eukaryota; Metazoa; Chordata; Mammalia; Lagomorpha; Leporidae.